AUGCCUCUGUUAUCAAAGCCUGUGGACACUACUAGGACAAACAAGAUAUUCUCAAGCAGCUUGAUUGUACUGGUCUUGGUCGGCUUGUAUCAGUCCAAAAAGAGCUGGCAAAAGACAGCCAAGCUAAAGCAGAAUGAAAAGCAAAAAGACAUCUCCAGCCUGUUUCCCAUCAUUGAUUUCUCGCAAAAGGUGGGUGUCAACAAAGAGUUCAGACGGCAGUUGACGUCGAUUGCACACAUUUUGUUUCCAAAUUGGCACACCAAGGAAAUCCUGCUGUUGGUAUUGCACACCAUCUUUCUGGUAUUGAGAACAUAUUUGAGUGUGGUGGUGGCACGAUUGGAUGGUCGCAUUGUUAGGGAUUUGGUCAAUGGCCAUGGAAAGCGUUUCUUGACUGGUUUAGGCUACUGGUUUGCCAUUGCCAUUCCUGCAACUUACACCAACAGUAUGAUCCGCUAUCUGCAAUCAAAACUGUCCAUUGGAUUCAGAACUCGAUUGACCAAGUACAUUCACGAUUUGUAUCUGGACAAGGAAAAGACAUUUUACAAGGCCAUCAACCUGGACAGCCGUAUUCAAGGCGCAGAUCAAUUUAUUACCACUGAUGUUGCCAAAUUCUGUGAAACCUUAUCGUCACUCUACUCUAAUCUCGCAAAACCUAUUCUAGAUACCAUCAUUUUCAAUUACCAGCUCACAAAGUCCAUUGGUCUGGUAGGCAUGGUUGGACUCACCAUCAACUACUUUGUCACAGCCAAACUGCUGCGUGCUGUUACUCCAUCUUUUGGUAAACUAGCUGCCAUUGAGGCAAAAUUAGAGGGUGAUUUCCGUGCUGCUCACACUCGUCUGAUCACCAAUGCUGAAGAAAUUGCCUUUUACAACGGUGCCGAGUUGGAGCAUUCCAUUCUCAACAAGACCUAUAUGAAGCUCAUCAAACACAUCAACUCCAUCUACAAGAUCCGUAUCAGCUACAAUAUGUUUGAGGAUUUCCUCAUUAAAUACGCUUGGGGUGCAUUUGGCCUUAUCAUGUGUGCCAUUCCCGUUUUCACACCACAUCUGGUCGGUGCUGUGCCUAUCGACACAUCCAAAGACGAUCCCAAUGCUCAAGUGGGCGCUAGAACAAAGGGAUUCAUUACCAACAAACGUUUGAUGAUGUCCUUGGCUGAUGCUGGUGGACGCAUGAUGUACUCUUACAAGGAACUCGCUGAGCUGGCUGGCUACACAUCCCGUGUCUACAAUCUGAUGUCUGUGCUGCAUGCUUUGCACAAGAACAACUACGAUGGACCCAAGGAAGAAGUCGCCUACACCUUGACCAACAUUCACGGUAAAGUGGUAUACGACGAUGAAAAGGGUAUUUCGUUUGAGAAUGUGCCUAUUGUCACUCCUGCUCCUGGUCAAGAUCGAGUAGGCGAAGUUUUGGUAAACAACUUGAAUGUGCAAGUGCGCCCAGGAGAGCAUUUGCUGGUAACUGGGCCCAACGGUGUAGGCAAGACGGCUGUUGCUCGUGUCAUUGCUUCGCUGUGGCCUGUGUUUGAAGGUACCUUGACAAGACCUACUGAUCGCGACAUUUUCUAUAUCCCUCAACGUCCUUACUUGAGCUUGGGCACAUUAAGAGACCAAGUUAUAUAUCCCCACACAAAGCAGCAAAUGAUGGAUGCAGGUCGCACCGAGGAAGAGUUGAUGAAAAUUUUGGAAAUCGUGCAUUUGGCUUAUAUUCCUGACAGAGAAGGAGGCUGGGAGACUCAAAAGGAAUGGAAGGAUGUCUUUUCGGGAGGUGAAAAGCAAAGAAUUGGCAUGGCUCGUUUAUUCUACCAUCAUCCCAAAUUUGCCGUGUUGGAUGAAUGCACUAGCGCAGUGUCUACCGAUGUGGAAGGCCUCAUGUAUUCGCAUGCCAAGGACAUGGGCAUCACUUUAUUGACCAUCUCUCACCGCCCUGCUUUGUUCAAAUACCAUCGCUUCCUCUUGCGUCUUACUGGCAACAACGGUGAAUGGGAAUGGGAGGCAAUCGGUACCAAAGAGCAAUUACAGUCUGUUGAGAAGGAGCUUGCUAGCUUGCAAUCCAAAUUAUCUCAAGUAGAUGCCCUCAAGUCUAGAUUAGCAACCAUAGACCAAGAGCUUACCUUGAAAAUGUAA
Molecule: messenger RNA, 2124 nt
Organism: Mucor velutinosus
Lineage: Eukaryota; Fungi; Mucoromycota; Mucoromycetes; Mucorales; Mucoraceae
Exons: 5
Coding region: 1-2124 (707 amino acids)
Biological process (GO): long-chain fatty acid import into peroxisome; fatty acid beta-oxidation; very long-chain fatty acid catabolic process
Cellular component (GO): peroxisomal membrane
Molecular function (GO): ABC-type transporter activity; long-chain fatty acid transmembrane transporter activity; ATP hydrolysis activity
Source: RefSeq, a predicted model, not a curated record